This is a messenger RNA of Saccharomyces mikatae IFO 1815, 1473 nucleotides long. It is a transcript of the gene SPS1, whose product is annotated as putative serine/threonine protein kinase SPS1. Gene Ontology annotation, biological process: protein phosphorylation. Lineage: Eukaryota; Fungi; Ascomycota; Saccharomycetes; Saccharomycetales; Saccharomycetaceae. Bases 1 to 1473 code for a protein of 490 amino acids. Gene Ontology annotation, molecular function: ATP binding; protein kinase activity. The record is from RefSeq and is a predicted model, not a curated record. The transcript has a single exon.
AUGGAGAACAAAGAAAUAUCAAUUCGGUCAAGAACCCCUCCUUCAAAACUAUACUCCAUUCAGUCUUGUAUUGGAAGGGGUAAUUUUGGUGAUGUUUAUAAAGCAAUGGACAGAGUCACUCAGGAAAUUGUGGCAAUCAAAGUAGUCAACCUAGAGCAUUCUGAUGAAGACAUCGAACUGUUAGCACAAGAGAUUUUUUUUCUGGCGGAGUUAAAGUCUCCCCUUAUUACCAACUAUAUCACCACAAUGCUAGAGGAUGUUUCUAUGUGGAUUGUUAUGGAGUAUUGCGGCGGUGGAUCGUGUUCGGAUUUACUAAAACGAAGUUACGUUAAUGGUUUACCGGAAGAGAAAGUUUCUUUUAUUAUUCAUCAGGUUACCUUGGGUUUAAAAUAUUUGCAUGAACAAAGGAAGAUCCAUCGUGAUAUCAAAGCAGCUAAUAUAUUACUGAAUGAGGAAGGUAUGGUUAAGUUGGGUGAUUUUGGAGUAAGUGGCCACAUUCGUUCCACUUUCAAAAGAGACACAUUUGUGGGAACACCUUAUUGGAUGGCACCAGAGGUUGUUUGCUGCGAAGUUGAUGGGUAUAAUGAGAAAGCGGAUAUAUGGUCUCUGGGUAUUACUACUUAUGAAUUACUGAAAGGAUUACCUCCAUUAUCUAAGUACGAUCCUAUGAAGGUUAUGACUAACCUACCAAAGAGAAAGCCUCCAAAGCUACAAGGCCCUUUUUCUGAAGCAGCGAAAGAGUUCGUAGCUGGGUGUCUUGUUAAAACACCUGCUGAUCGGCCAUCUGCGUACGAUUUAUUGUCAUUUGAAUUUAUUAAAAACAUUACAGUAACAAAUUUGAAGAGCGAUGUUGAACUGAUCAAAAAAAAAAAAGGUCAAGAGAGAUAUACAAAGGUGCCCAAAUAUCCUCUUCAAAAUCGACUGUACAAAAACAGCAACACUGUAAGAGGGAAGGAAUUUUGGAAUUUUGAAUCAGCAAGACUAAGUACAACACAAAUCUCUAAAAAGGAAUUAUCUCCUAUCACACAAGACUCUCCAACCUCAUCUUUAAACAUGGAAAGCCCUUAUAUGCUUCAUGGGCAAACUGUAACGCCGAUAACUAAUCCAAGCUCUUCAUCAUUUAGAAAAUGCACGCAACCAGUCUUCGAGCUUGAUUCAGGAAUGGACAUAGAUUCAGGUUGUGCAAAUUUACAAGCGGAGAUCGAAAUGGCGACACCCUCUAACUAUAACAAGAAGUAUAAGAAAAACGAUAUUCAAGCGUUGAAGAUAGAGAAGUUUGACUACCUGAAAAAUAUCGUGUCUCACAUUCUCAACAGAAUGUAUGAACGUGCACGUGAUGAUGAAACAAGAAAAUAUGUGAAUGAAAUGUUAAAGCAAUUCAUUAAAACCGAAGCAAGCGUUCCUGGUUUCAAUGAGGUUUUUAUAGAAGAGAUUUCACUAAGAAUUGAGGCAAUAAAGAAAGGAUUCGUGUAA